ACCUUUCCGCCCUGCUCGUUCAAGUUGUUGUUAUUCCAAAGCUUCGUCUGACAGCAGAAGAGUUUGCUUUGUUUGGGUUCAAAUUGCGACGUCGUCGAGCUGCACGUUGUUUAUCAGACUAUUAUGCAUACUUUUGUCUUUCUCGUUGCAACUUCUCAUAAAAAGUUUAACCAUGGCGUCGAGAUGUCAGAAAAGUGCCUUAUUCCUCAUUGACUGGUAACAUCUGGUCAUUGUGCAAGAAAUGGAAGAGGCAGUCCAGGAAGAGGAGGAUUUUCCAGGGAGGCUUCUGCAUCAGGCUGCCCUCUGGGAUAAUGCAGAACUUUUAGAAGACUUAUUACAUGGAGAUCAACUAGCUCACAUAAACAGCCAGGACUCUUGGGGUCGAACACCUUUACAUGCAGCAGCCACAAACUCAAAAUCUCGCUGUCUUUCUGUGUUGUUACGAGCUGGAGCUAACCCAAAUAUUUCUUGCGGCCCUCGAGGAGAUACAAGAACCCCACUCCAUGUGAGUGCAGUCCAUGGGCAUGUCACCAACGUUCUCCAACUUUUAAGACAUCAUGCUGACCUCGUGGCUACAGACCGACAUGGUCAGACAGCAAGAGACUUGGCAGACAAGGGAGGUCAUCAUGACUGCAUGGCGGUUCUUAAAGAGGCGGCAGACGCCAAGGAGUCGGUGCGGCGCGGCGCGCACGCCCAGGUCCGCGAUGCCGUCAUCGCCGGCGACCUGGCGCAGGUACGCAGCCUGCUGGCGGAGCAGGGCCCCGACGCCGAGCUGGUCAUCAACAUGGCGCCCAACGGCUCCAACACGCUCCUGUUCCUGGCGUGCGAGCUGGGGCACCGCGAGAUCGUGCAGGAGCUGCUGGACCGGCACGCCGACGGCCGCAUCCACCCAGUGACGCGCUACUCGCCGCUCUACAUCGCCUGCUUCAAGGGCCGCAAGGACGUGGUGCAGAUCGUGCUCAAGCGGUUCCCCGAGCUCGUGAAGCUGUUCACGGUGGAGGAAUGGCUGCCAAUCCACGCCGCGACCAUCAACGGCCACCUGCCCGUCAUCGAGCUGCUGCUCAAGCACAGCUACCCGGCCAGCGUGCUGACGACGUUCCAGGACGCCGUCAACGAGUGGGAGUACGAGCUCCCCUUCGACAUCAACAUGCAGGACCGCACCGGCCAGAACGUGCUGUACCUCGCCUGCGUCCUCGGCAACUUCAAGCUCGUCGACAUGCUCCUCAAGUUCCGCGUCACGGCGCGCCGCAUCAAGUCCUCCGCUGAGACGGCCGACGGCACCGAGGCCAACGAAGCGACCGAGCUCCGCAGCCCCACGGGGGGCGCACGCCGCAUCUCGGACGGCAUCCACUCCAUCAUGUCGCGCCUCAACCUGAGCCUCAGCUCGCGCGGCAACGGCGGCAGCACGGCCUCGGCCACGGAGCGGCAGCUCAGCCCGCUGCUGCUGGACCUGCGCUGCAACGCCAACGCCGAGACGGCGCUGCACGCCGCGGCGCGAGGCAAGCACUGGGACAUCACCAACGCCCUGCUGCAGGCCGGCGCCGACCCCAACAUCGUGGCGCAGGACCCCGUCCCCGGCAGCGGGCCUGCCGCGUACUCGUCUGCCGGCCACGACGAGGGCGGCGGCAAGGCCGCGGGGCCGCAGGGCGGGCCGCAGGGUGGGGGCUCCACGGCCCUCGUGGAGGCGUGCCGCAACCGGGACAUCGGCAUGGUGGACCUGAUGCUGCGGUUCGGGGCGCGCGACGACGAGUGCCGCGCGCUCAGGGUGGCGGCCGGCCACGGCCACGGCACGGCCAAGGAGGACAUCCUGCUGGCCAAGCUUCUCUCCAUCAAGGCCCACCCGGACCCCGAGUUCAAAAUCAACAAGAAGGCCAUGAGCGACAACGUGCCGGCGGCUAGCCAGUUCGCGGGGCUGGCCAGCCUCACGUACAGCUCCAUGUUCCCCAACACGCCCGCCAUGAUCAACUGGCACGGCUUGCGCUGCGGGCUAGCACAGGUGCGCACGCAGUGGCUGGUGGACGCGGCGCUGCACGUGAACCCCAAGCUGAAGCUCAACCCUCGCAACCAGGACAUCGCCUUGUACGCCAUCACGCGCCUGGACCUGUCCAACAACGCGCUGGAGUACGUGCCCGCCGCCGUGAUGCAGCUGCAGAGCCUGCGCUACCUCAACCUGGCCAACAACAAGCUAGAGCGGCUGCCUGAACCCGGAGGGUCGCCUUCGUCGCGUGGCGUCAAGGGGCGGUCCAAGGGAAAGCUUCGAGGAGCUGCGAGUGAGGAGGCGGCGUACAACGCGCCCUCGCUCAAGGAGCUCUACCUGCAGGACAACCGUCUCGUUCAGGUGCCCGAGGAGGUGUUCUCGCUGCCCAGUCUGGUGACGCUGGACGUCUCCAACAACCAGCUGCAGGCGCUGCCCUACUCUAUGUGGCGCGCGCCCAAGCUCAAGGAGUUGAACGCCGCCUUCAACCUGCUGCGCGAACUUCCCUCCGAGCACCCCUUGGGGCACCCCGUCGGCCUGGGGCUUGGCUUCGGCCACGGCCAUGGCCACGGUGCGGCCGCGGACACGCUGAGCGUGUCGUCCGUCGACUCGAGCCGCUCCUCGACGGACACGUGUGGCGGUGCGCUCGAGGCCCUGGAGGAACUGAACCUCAACUUGCUGUCGCCCGCGGAAGACGCCCUGGACAGCCGGUCGCUGCACGCCUCGUACGCCAGCGCCAAGACGCUGCGGCAGCGCGACCUGGCGCACCACAACAUGUGGAGCCGCGGCCACGGCGUGGAGGUGACGGAGCAGAUCCUGCUCAACGAGGGUGACCAGGAAGGCUGCUCGCAGCUGUCUGCCCUCAACCUCGCCCACAACCAGUUCGCCAGCAUCCCCGCCGCUCUGCCAUGCCUAGCUGUCAACCUCACCCGCCUCAACCUCGCCUACAACAGUCUGCGCUCCAUGGGCUACAUCACGUCCUACCCCAACUCGCUCAAGCAGCUCGACCUGUCGCACAACCAGGUGUCCUGCUGGCCCAGCCUGCCCCAGAUGGACCCCGCCGCCUUGGCCUGCUUCGCGCCCAGCGCUGAAGCCGCCGCUCCGGCCUCGCCGCCCAUCCCCACCGCGGCCCCAGCCAUGGUGAAGCUGCCCGCGCUGGGCGGCGCGCUGCAGUGCCGCCGCACGCUGCGCAGCGUCAUCCUGGACUGCGUGUGCGUGCACCGCCGCCACCUGCGCCUCGACAACAUGCGCACCCUCAUCCUGACCGACAACCGCGUGACGCGCAUCCAGCUGUCGACGGAUGACGACGGCGGUGGCGGGGUGGAUGACGAGGAGUCCACGGACGCGGACUUGUCAAGUGCGGCCUCGUCCGCGCGCCACCAGGGCUCUGGGAGCUCCAAGGCGCGCCUCAUGAUGCCUAACCUGAGCAUGCUGGACCUGAGCAACAACCAGCUCAAAGAGAUACCACACAACAUCCACGAGCUGAGCAACCUGUCGGUGCUCAACAUCAGCGGCAACGCGGACGUGUGCGAGCUGCCGCACCAGAUGGGGCUGCUGUCGCGCCUCUGGAACCUCAACACGCGCGGCUGCAACCUGCAGGAGCCGCUCAAGUCCAUGAUCGACUCGAAGAAGUUCAAGACCAUGGACGUCAUCGGCUACCUCAAGUCCGUGCUGGAGGACGCCAAGCCUUACGCGCGUAUCAAGCUAAUGAUCGUUGGGGUGCAGGGUAUCGGCAAGACCUCCCUCCUGGAGCAGCUGCGCCAGGAAGGCACAGGGUCCUUCCGCAAGCGGCCCGCUGGCCCGGAGCACUGGGCCAAGCGCAUGGGCAACAAGAACGUCAACACCAAGACCUCGCGCGGCAUCAACAUGUCCACCGUGGGCGUGGACAUCGGGGACUGGGUGUACGAGAAGAAGCGGGGGCAGUCCAACUCCAACUACGGCCCCGUCGUCUUCCGCACCUGGGACUUCGGCGGCCAGCGCGAGUACUACGCCACGCACCAGUACUUCCUGUCCAAGCGCAGCCUCUACCUGGUGGUGUGGAAGAUCUCGGAUGGCGCCAAGGGCAUCCAGGAAAUCCUGCAGUGGCUGGUGAACAUCCAGGCGCGCGCGCCCAACUCCCCCGUCAUCAUUGUGGGCACGCACUACGACGCGGUGCGCGACAGCCAGGGCGCCAUGCCCGCCGCUGUGUCCGAGGACCUGCAGCAAAUGAUUCGGGACAAGUUCAUCAACAUCGUGGACGCGGAGAAGUGUGGGUUGCCGCGCGUCCUCGACACAAUCGAAGUGAGCUGCAAAACGAGGCACAACAUCAAGCUGCUCUGCAACCUCAUCUACGACACCGUCUUCAGUCUGCGGCCCCCAGGGAGCAAGGAACUUCUGCUGGAACAGAAGGUCCCCGCCAGCUACCUGAUGUUGGAGGACGUCGUGGGACACCUUGCCGCGGAACGCAAGUCCAAAGGCGUGGACCCGGUCCUCAACGCAGAGCAGUACAAGGCGGUCGUAUGGUAUGAGAUGCAACACCGGUACGGCAGGACUUUCAGAGACUGGUCUGAGCUGCAUCAAGCAACCUUAUUUUUGCAUGAUAACGGCUUGCUGUUACACUAUGAUGACGCAACUCUUAAAGACUUAUACUUUCUUGACCCUCAGUGGCUCUGUGAUAUGUUAGCCCAUGUAGUAACUAUUCGGGAAAUAAAUCCAUUUGCAAGAACAGGAGUAAUGAAGCUGGAUGAUCUUAAGCAUGUAUUCAAAUCUUCGGCAAUAGGUCCUGUUGACACAAGAGGCUACAUUGUGAGUCUGCUUAACAAGUUUGAAGUUGCUUUGACGUGGGACAGUCGAACUCUUCUCAUCCCAUCCUUGUUGCCCUGCGAAGAAGACUUGCAACUCCCUUCAACAAACCCUGUCAGGGUAAAGAUUCCUGUGCGGUCUAGAGGGUGGGCUGUUCGCAGUAAAAAAGCUGCUAGCGCUCCUGCAAGAGUGCAUAUUGGCAAUUCUUCAUUCUACACAUCUGUAUCUCAAGAUUCCACCGGUCGCAUAACACCCUCCUCGCCAUCUAUUGAAGCAGCACUGGAGGUCGAGCCUAGUGCCUCUGCUAUUGCUGCUGCUGCAAGCUGCGAGUUAACACAUCGUAGCGAUCCCGAAGUAUCCAUCCGGCGCUUGCUCCUCAUGUCGUACUUCCCCAGUGGGUUUUGGUCUAGAUUAAUGACCCGUAUCUUGGCUGAUGAUGCUGUUGUAGACAUAGUGCGUUCCUUCUUUGUCAUGCCCAAGGAGGUGACAACAGAUGCUCGCCUAGCUCAGAUGUUAGAUGUUCGUGCUGACUGGUUUCUUUGGCAAACAGGAAUGGAGCUACGCUAUGCGGACACAACAUUAUUCCGUAUGAAAGAAAUCUUACGAACAAUGAAAAACAGCCCCAUGGACUAUAGCCAACUUCAGUUAAGGGUUAAGCAAGAAGGAACUUGGACAGAUGUAGACCUAGCCAACUCCUCCAUCCUGGAAAUAUACUUUCCUGUGGACACAGUUGUCAUCAAGCGACCUAUCACAGACGAGUUGUCUGGUGACAGCCCCAUUGGUUACCAAGCUGUUGUACUAGAUCCAAACCUAGAGUAUGUCACCAAGUUGCUUGCCUUAGCUGUGGAUCAUAUUGAUGUCCUGCUGGAAGACUGGUAUCCCACACUAGGCACAAGGUUUGUGCAUACCUCUGAGGGGCGGUUUCUUGUCACUCGCCUUGUGCCAUGCCCUCGCUGUAUCAGUCUUAAUUGUGAAAAUGGUGAUGGUACUAGACCUCGAACUCGCUCAGAUGACUCUGAUGACUGGGAACAUGUCUCUCAAUCUGAUCGCCCUACAGUUCCCAAGACGCCUUCACAUGCUGACAAUGAAUCCGGUUUCUUGAGCCGAUUGACCAGAAAAAGUCAGGAAAGUUGUGCUUCAGAUGGUGAUAGUGGGGUUGGCCCGGAAAGUGCUGGAUCCAGUCGGAAUCCAUCGAAAGAGGGCCAUCCUCGCUACAGUGAAGAAGCUUUUCGUCCUGUGGAUGAUUCUUUGAUGCAGUUCAGUUGGAUGGUUGAAGAGUGCAUCUUGGCAGCCUAUGACAAGAAAUGUGUCACUUGCCCUACGCAUGGAGACUUCCCUUUAGCGCAGGUUGCCCCGGAUACGAUCUUCCUGGACUUGGGUGAGAGCUACCUGAUCCGGCCUGAGUACAUGCAGCAAGGCAGGCUGCUGGGCCGCGGGGCCUUCGGCUUCGUGUUCAAGGGGUCGUGCCAGCGGCCGGGCGGCGUUCGCAACGCCAGCUUCAACGUGGACGUGGCCAUGAAGAUGCUGCAGCCCGUGCAGCCCGGGCCCAACGCUCACCAGUCGGCCGUCAUGGCCUUCAAGGCGGCGCAGGGCAAGUGGUCGCGAGACCCCCUUCAGUACGCCACCAAGGCCUACUGCAACGCGCGCCAGGAGCUCAACAUCCUGCUCAGCCUGCGGCACCCCCACAUCGUGCCUCUCGUGGGGGUGUGCACCAGCCCGCUGGCCCUGGUCCUGGACCUGGCGCCCCACGGCGCGCUCUCCGCCGUGCUGCGCCACUACCGCCGCUCCGGGGCCAGGCUCGGGCCCUUCGCGCUGCAGGCCAUCAUCCUGCAGGCUGCCAAGGCACUCGAGUACCUCCACCAGCAGCACAUAAUUUACCGUGACCUCAAGUCCGAGAAUGUGUUAGUCUGGACGCUGCCGCCACCUUUCCAGGACCACCCCGACGACCUGGUGCAUAUCAAGCUCGCUGACUAUGGUAUAAGUCGACUCACUCUGCCAUCGGGAACAAAGGGCUAUGGAGGAACAGAAGGGUUCAUGGCGCCAGAAAUUAUGAGAUUCAAUGGAGAGGAAGAAUACACAGAAAAGGUUGAUUGUUUCUCCUUUGGCAUGUUCAUCUACGAGCUUCUUACACUACACCAACCCUUUGAAGGUCAUGAGUCUGUCAAGGAGUGCAUCCUGGAGGGUGGCCGCCCUCCUCUGACGUAUCGGGAGACGCAGUACCCUAGCUACAUGCUGGACCUGAUGGCGCUGUGCUGGUCGCAGCAGCCCACGGACCGGCCCUCUGCCAGCCAGGUGGUGUCGAUCUCCUCUGCCCCCGAGUUUACUCACCUGUGCGACGCGGUGUCGCUGGACCACGCCGAGACCGUGGUGGGCGUGGCCGGCGCGGGGCUGGGAGGCAGCGGUGGCGAGGACGGCGUGGCGGGGGCGUGGCUGGCGCGCGGAAGCACGGUGGACUUGCUGUUGGCCUCGCUCAGCAGUUGGCUGCAGUCGUACAGCCUGUCCGCGCCGAACACGCUCUCUGCAGCCUGCUUCGUGCCCGGCCUCGGGGGCCUCGGCCUCGGCCAAGCCGGGGCCGUGUGGCUGGGCGACGCGGCCGGACUGAUCCACGCGUACUCGGCCUCGGACUGUUCGCACCUCUUCUCCUACCGCCUGGACCCGGACGAGCAGCCUGGCGCCAGCGUGUGCUGCCUGCUGCCACUGCCCGCGCUGCAGAGGGUGGCCGUGGCCAUGUCCAACGGCCGCCUCUUCCUGGUGCGCAGCGACACGCUGCCCGCCGCGCCGACCAUGGCCGAGGGCAGCUUCGUCAUGGCCGAGCUGGGCAGCAGCAGCUCGCUGUACUCUCUGGCCGCCGUCUUCCUCGAGGACACGCUCUGCGAGUUGUGGUGCGGAGAGGACCAUGGCAACGUGUCCGUCUACACGAUCCACGACAAUGUAGUCACGGGCCACGACGUGCUGCAGCAUCCGGAUCAGGACCAAGACAACGCGGAGGUGCGACACUUAGUGUCGGCAGCGGAGUCAUCCCCUUCCUCGGCCCCGUCGGUGUGGUCGUGCGCGUACCCCAGCAGCGUGGUGCACCAGUGGGACGUGGAGUCCAAGUCCCUCAUCAACAAGCUGGACUGCUCCAAGCUUGUGCCGUGUUCGGAGAGCCUCAAGUCCAUCAGCAUCGAGGAGCACCUGAGCCCCGGCCGCUGCCAGGUCACCGCGCUGGCGGUGCAGCGCGCCGAGCUCUACAUAGGCACAACGUGGGGGUGCGUGGUGGUGGCGGAGCGCGCCACUCUCCGGCCCAUCACCGUGUUCAGGCCCUUCGAGGAGGAGGUGAGCGCCAUCGUGCCCCUGGGGCUCGGUCAGGGUGCCUCUGCCACACGGCCCGAGAGCUCCCUCAGCGAAGUCUCUUCUUCCUCCACCCCCGCGUCUGCCGCGUCGGCCUCGUCCAACUCCAACUCGACCUCCGGCACAGGGAGCACGUCGGACGCCGGCUUCGGCCAGAACACGCCCAGCAACGGGCUGGGGCCGUCCUUCGGUGAGCAUUGCAAGGGCCAGGGACAUGGCCUCGGCCAGGGUGGCCCCGACUACCCCUUGGUGGCCACGGUGGGCCGCGGCUACCGCAGCCUCAUCAGCCGCUACACCGACACCAUGGCCACCUUGAGCAGCAGCGACAGCGCGAGCGGCACCUGCGCGCUGCUAUGGCGUGCCCAGCACUGGGCUGUGCGGUAGCUGCGGUAGCUUCUGCGCCCUUCAAGCAUCUAGCGUCCAGUUGGACCGACUAGUCAACGUAGUUAGCAUCUGCCGGUCCACACGUACACCUCGGACACUUUCUAGUCAUAAAUACCGCCCAACUGGCUACAUCUCGUGUUUUAAUUUCCUCCCGUUUUAUUUUUUUCUAACGAAAGGGCUGUGAACUUAUUGAUUUUUGAGACCGUAUUGUUGAUCCUAUGAAACAAGGCCAAAGGCUUGAGUGAGAAUGCAGGUUACGCUGCAUACGCCUAUUUUUAAUGUAAGAUAAAAACUUUAAUCAUUCCUGCUGUACUGUUCCAGGAAAAACUGACUGAUUGAUAAGUGGUGUAUUUUUUAAUUUCUGUCUUUGUGAAUUUUUUUUUCUUUUCAUCUUUUCUAUGUAGCUGUUAUUGCAUUUUUAUGUGCAAUUUCUAUUUCCAGUUUCCAUUAACACCAAAUAGGAGACAGUUAUGUGAUUUUUGAUUUGUGUUAGUUUUAAUGAACUGAAUGAUUUCUUUAUGAAUUAAAUGAUUUGUGCUCGAUAGCCCUACAAUCUACACUGUACUGCUGCAGAGUUCUGAUAAAAUUGUUUUGCUUGUGUUUUCUCAUGUAUAAGUGACUCUGCAUGUAUCGCUUGACAAUAUUUAAAAAAAUAAUGAAUGCAGGUUUGUUGUGAUAUUCUUGAAGUUUUAGCUGUACAUUUGUGCUAAAUGUACAAGAGAUGUUGAAUAUGCUCGUAUUUGUUGCCUAUCCUUUACUUUAAAGUAUUCAAAUAUAUGACGAUUAUUUUCAAUGUAGUAGCAAUCUUGUUGAUAACUCUAUAUUUUUACUUUAAAUGUUCUGCCUCUUUUGGGCAGUUUUGAACUCUUUGUGUUUACACUACUUACUAAGUUCAUAUUUGUGAUAUAGAUAUGACAUUAAUUAUUCAAUCUUCUCAUGUAAAGAUUUAUUAAUCUUGCAACCCAUUCAUUGAAUUUGUAAUAGGUGAGAUAAUCUUAUCUCAAUUUUACUCGACAGCUUAACUAGAUAAAUUUUGACUAUUGCCCUUGUCACUCUCCUGAUAAGAAACAUGCUGUAUUAGUUUCACAGCACUUAAUAAAUAGUGUCUUCUUCUGUUCUGUCAAAAGAAAAUGACCUAAUGCACAGAUGAAGCAAUCAAUUUUGAAGACUAUUUGCUUUCAUUAUUGACAAGUUAAAGUCUGUGUUGUGUUAUUCAAACACACCAUCCUCACUAAUGCUGUGACGCCACGUUCAACGGAACCCUUUUAUCUGACAUCUAGUCACUAUUGGCAUCGUAAGUCAUGUUAGUCUACAUUUGCUGUGCUUUGGUAUUGUAAACAAUAUGUCUAGAACUGUACAUGGCUGAGAGUAGAAGACUUUUAAGCAGUAAUAAACGGUUCUUUCAACUAAGACAGUUUACUUGAACAAUUUGUUAAUUUAUAUAAAGCUGUGUCAAUGUAAUUAAUAUACUGUCAAAGCAUACUACCAUCAAAAAAAUUAAUAUUUAAAGAGUAAUUUAUGUUCUUGUUUCGGGGAUUUCUUUCACUCUGAAGACUUUGUCAAUACCAAAUGAUAUGGUAAUAUGGUACCAUAUGGUUGUACUACCUGAUAAUUUAUGUCAUGUGUCAUGUUAUUUCUUAUAACUGACUUUUUAAUUAAAGACUUUUUUUGUGAUUUCUGA
Thrips palmi is the source of this 10151-nucleotide messenger RNA. It is a transcript of the gene Lrrk, whose product is annotated as leucine-rich repeat serine/threonine-protein kinase 1. Bases 242 to 8470 code for a protein of 2742 amino acids. The transcript is spliced from 26 exons. Gene Ontology annotation, biological process: protein phosphorylation. Gene Ontology annotation, molecular function: protein binding; protein kinase activity; ATP binding. NCBI's taxonomy places the organism in Eukaryota, Metazoa, Arthropoda, Insecta, Thysanoptera, Thripidae. The record is from RefSeq and is a predicted model, not a curated record.